AUGUUCUACUCAGGCUGGGAGCUGCUCGCGCCAGCGUUCAUGAACGUUGGCGCUCUUUCCACAGAGCUGCGCCACAGCAACGCCACCGGGGACGCCGCCGCAGCAUACCUUACUCAGGACCUCUUGCCAGGCAGCAACGAUGCCAAUGGAUCCGCGUCAGCAACGCCGCCGCGGCAGCACCAGCAGUCGAGCACCGAAGCAGCGGCACACUUGUCUGCGUCUCCCGGCGACGGCGACGAUGUAGCACGACACACACCGUCAAGCCCCUCGGCAGCCAAUAAAGAACGUCUCUGCGCGCUGCCACACCGGGUACACAGGCGUCGCUCCCACAGCGACGCGGCAAAGGAGCUGGGAUGCGUGCUGCACCUCGCCGCGAGGCCCGCCCUCUCCUUCAAAGAGAUGGAGCAGCAGUUGCAUCGCCGCACGACCGGGUCUUCCGAUUGCUUCCAUGUAAAGAGCAACGCGCCCGCCAUAUCACAGGCGGCGGUGGUGUUUAUGGAGUGCGUCGUCACCUGGCCAUCGGUGCAGCAGGCGGCCGACGCCGCUGGUGCCGGUGCUGCAGAGCGAAAUACGAAUCGUGAUAACUCUGCCGUGUCGCCGACGACUAGCGCCACCAGCAAGCCGACGCUACCGGCGCUGGUGCUGGGGGUCUGCCAGCGAUCCCUGGAGUGGUACAGCUUGCCCGGGGAAGCGGAAAACAGCGUUGGCUUCUAUGUGGCACAGCGCCUGAUCGUCAAGAAUGGCUACGAGGAUGGGGACGCCGUGAAGCUGCCGGACGACGGGCGCAGCGGGGUUGGUGGCAGUCGCGUGAACUUCGGUGAUCACAUCGGCUGCCUUAUCGACCUUGUCCGCCACCAGCUCGCCUUCACGGUGAACAAAGACAUCGUCUCCACCCUCCCACUCGAGCCUUCACUGGCGGACGGCAGCUAUUACUUCGCCAUUGGUCUCGCUCGACGCCCACAGCAAGCCACUGACGUAGUGGUGCGGUUCUACAGCGGCGCGCAGUGCCUAAGUCAAGACGUGCCUCUCCGAAGGGGUGAGUUGCCCCUGCCGCAUCAGCAGCAGAGACAGCUGCCUGUGUUCCCGCUGGCCAAGUACGUGCGUGAGUUGGCACUCCAGUCGGUGGGACGCUGCACCACUUUCAUGUCAGGGCAGGAGGGCGAGUCGCACAUUCGACAGAGUGCAGCCGCACCGUCGAGGGAGCAGCAUCCAGACGGUGACUCGACGGUGGCAGCAGCCCACCGAUACACGAAGGGAAAGCGGCCUGAUGUGCACACUGCCAAUGCAUCCUGCGGCAGGCAAACACCCCUGGCCCCAGAGACGCUCCGCGACACGCGCGUCACGGCCGUCCUGCGCGACUACCUCUCCGUUCGUGGCAUGAAGGGCGCGCUGCAGACGCUGGAUGCCGAGCUGCAUGAGCUUGCUCCUGCACAGAGUCAGCUGUACGCCACUUCAGCGGGUGCCGCAGGUGGAGGUCCUGCUGGCCCGUCGUCCUCGCCACCCUCUGCGCCUGUCUCUGCACGUGCGCACCCUUCACAUGUUCUGUGGCGCCCUCCAACGCCAGGCGAGGCGCAGGAGGCGUGGCAGGGCUACGCGGCGGACAUGAGUCGCCUUCGCAUGACACUACUGCAAGGAGUACCCUGUAAUGCCGACGGCGCACCGACUCCGCCCCUUCCCGCGCUCCUCGGCCAGCUGAUGCUGUGGCGGCCGUCACUCACCUACGCCUUUGCCUCCGUAUUCGACAGUCACGUGGCGGCCGCGUCAGCGGCCGGCGGUGUUGGGGCGAGGGGCAAACACCCCAGAAGCAGUGCUGGCUCGCCGAUGCCGCUCUCGCCGUACGACUGGGUGAGGCGGGUCAUUCACCCCUCACUGUUCACAUUGAACAUGCUGGGGCUUCGCCAAGACAUUCGCUACCUCGUGCAGUCGUAUCAGGCGGUGGAGGUGCUGUGGGGCAUCCUGCAGACGUAUCUGCGCGCGGCGCGUGCGGCGUGUCAAGAGAUACACGCCGACCCCCACAGUCAUCACCCGCAGCUGCCGCAGCGGCUUUCCUUUGCAAACAGCAAGGAGGAGGCGUUGCAGGCGGAGCGUGGCACGAACGGCAGCAACAGCAAGCCCGCCACAACGAAGAGCACUGUUUCUCGUCAGGGGAUGACAGGCAAGAGCUCGUCCCGCCAUUCUCACACUUUCUCUAACGCGUCUUUUGCGCCCACGCCCGAGGCGGAGCGGCAGGCGCAAGCCGCCUUUACGUCUUACUUCACCCAACUCGUAUGGAACCCGGCACGCGUACUUCCCUCUCCCAUGACGCACGUUCGCCGUGCCCCACCGCUCUCUGGUGGUGCAGGUGCAGAUGCACACGCAAGCUCACGUGAAGCGCUCGCGCCGGCGUCCCUCGAUGCGCUGGCGGCGCUGGCCGGCCGUGCAGACGCCGGCAUCGUCCCUCACUCCGAGAGGAGGCCCUCCGCUUCGUACGGCGGUCGCAUCCACCGCCGUGCGGGUGCAGAUGCGGAUACGGAUGCAGAUGCUGAGGACUUCCGCGCCUGUGCAGCCGCGUGUGCUGCUUCUGUGCGACUAGACGCGUCAACUGCAGCGGGCGGCAACGGCAACGCGUCGCAGGAACGGCGCCGACAACCGUCGUCGCAACAGCCACAGCCGCAGCAUCGGCCGCUCUACAUUGCGCAUGUGGAAGAGGCAAUUUUGGUCCUCUACCGCGCAGCUGUCGUACCGGCCCCAGCGCCGUCGCGCUCCUCGCAGGUGUGCCUCCUACAGACGCUGUCAAGUCUUCACACGCAUACCGUUAGCACGCUGCGGCAGAUAGAGCGGUUUGUGCGGCAUGGCGGGGGCGGCAUCGGCUUCGCGGAUCGCACUGCCCUGGACUCGAUCGAUCUGCUGGGCACGCUCCUGCGCACCGUGCAGCAUCGCUACCGGCAGCAAGUGUGGCGGCGUCUCGUGCACGCGGUGGAAGACGUCAACCAGCAGCUGGAAGGACAGCUGUGGAGUUGGGGAGCCGUGACGCAGCAGCCGCAGAAGAUGCAACCUUCGCCAGCCAUGCCAUCGUCGUCUCAGGCGCCGCCGGUGGUGAUUGCGGGGCCGAGACGGUGGCACGCGUGCCUGGACGGCUGGCUUGAGGACGAAGACGAUGCCGAAGACGGUGAAGGCGUCAACCGCGAUGCGGCUGUCCCAGAGGACGACGAGGCCACACGGCGGCGGUCGCAGGCGAGGUCGCUCAUGGCCGGUUUUUCGUCCGUCAGAGCAGGCGAGACGGCGACCCACGAGGCACUGGUAGUCGGGAGGGAGAGUGAAGGCGACCAGCCGUCACCGGCGGAGGCCACGCGGCAGAUGCCGGCCUUCCCCAGCUACGAGGACCUGACAACAUUCAUGCCGUCCCUCCGCUCACUCUGGCGACGCGUGGAGGCGCGAGCAGCGCUAGAGCCCUCCUUGCACCUCGUCACGGAACUCUUUGUCCAGGAGUUGCGGCGGUCGUUGGACUUGGCUCCAGCACUGGGGUGGCGCGAGAGGACAUCCACAGCGCCGUGUGCUACUCCUAACCCUAGACCGGCCUCCUCAGCCGCUGUCUCCACAGAGGCCGUCACCUCACCACUGGUGGCCGUGAAGUCAGAACCGAAAGUGGUGACAGUGAAGCGCCCCUUAAGUGUAGCGUCUGACCGGAGCAGCGUGAGCUCCAACACCAUCAGCGCUCUGCCUCCACGCACGGCGCGGCCGUCUGGCACGGGCGUCGCGGAGGAUGACGAGGCAGCGGAGGCAGCGGCGCCGGAGGGUGAUGAGGCGGAGGCGGUGGCUCGCUGGUUCGCGGAGGAGCUUUACCUCAGUUCUAUGUACAUGAAGCGUGUUUUCAAGCACAUGUCUGGAUCCUGA
This is a messenger RNA of Leishmania mexicana MHOM/GT/2001/U1103, 3873 nucleotides long. RefSeq lists its product as hypothetical. The record is from RefSeq and is a predicted model, not a curated record. Lineage: Eukaryota; Euglenozoa; Kinetoplastea; Trypanosomatida; Trypanosomatidae. The transcript has a single exon. The coding region runs from base 1 to 3873 and encodes 1290 amino acids.